Molecule: messenger RNA, 3616 nt
Organism: Megalops cyprinoides (Indo-Pacific tarpon)
Lineage: Eukaryota; Metazoa; Chordata; Actinopteri; Elopiformes; Megalopidae
Gene: foxn2a
Product: forkhead box N2a
Exons: 6
Coding region: 208-1497 (429 amino acids)
Biological process (GO): regulation of DNA-templated transcription
Cellular component (GO): nucleus
Molecular function (GO): cis-regulatory region sequence-specific DNA binding; DNA-binding transcription factor activity
Source: RefSeq, a predicted model, not a curated record
GGUUGGCAGGGAAAUUAAGUAGUCUCAUUUUACAGGCAGUUGCAAAGAUAGUAUCUGCUUUCAUAGCGUGUGUUGUGUUUGUGUGCGUGCGGGCUCUGUUCCCCUUUCCCCGUGUUUGUGUGCGUUGUGCGAAAGCGUGAGAAGCAAAGCUUGGUCGUGGCAGGGGUACCCUUGAAAUGACUCGGAUUGUCACACCUCCCUGGUUUAAUGGGUCCGAUAAUCGGGAUGUCGCCGGAUAAGAAAGCGGAAACCCCGGGCGUGCAGGAGGAGAGGGCGGGGCUGAGGGGCGCGUGCGGGGCGGGGACCCUGCCAGAGGCCGAGAGCGCCGCCAGCCCCCGGGCCACCAGCCUGGACCGGGUGGGCGGGGCCGGCGCCGAGGACGAGGAGCUCACCAACCUCAACUGGCUCCACGAGAACCUGCUGCAGAACUUCACGCUGGGCGGGCCCGAGGCGCAGCCCAGCGGCAGCCCCCUCUUCGACAUCGAGGGCGACGGCGGCGCGCCCCACGCCUUCUCCUCCCUGUCCUCCGCCUCGUCCUCCUCCACCUCCCCCUCGUCGUCCUCGCUGCUGGGCGGCCGGGGCGGGGAGAAGGACUCCCUCAAGUCCAAGCCGCCAUUCUCCUUCUCCCUGCUCAUCUACAUGGCCAUCGAGCAGUCGCCCAGCAAGUCCCUGCCCGUGAAGGACAUCUACGGCUGGAUCCUGGAGCACUUCCCCUAUUUCUCCAGCGCCCCCACCGGCUGGAAGAACUCCGUGCGCCACAACCUGUCCCUCAACAAGUGCUUCCGCAAGGUGGAGAGGAGCCUGGGCAAGGCCAACGGAAAGGGCUCUCUCUGGUGCGUGGACCCCGAGUACCGGCCCAACCUGAUCCAGGCCCUGAAGAAGCAGCACCUCCCCACUGCACACGCCUUCUGCACACCUCCCGCCUCCCCGCCCAGUGCCUCUUCGCCCCCGCGUCACCUCUUCCUACCGGACCAGAGUCUCUCUCUGAAAGAGUCUGACAUUGACGCGGCCACUGCCAUGAUGCUCUUAAACUCCGCCCCCGGGCAGCGGGCCGACCCAUGCGACCCGGACAGUCCGAUGGACCUGUCCCGGCCGGACGCGGUCGUGGUGAGCAGCGACCCCAAGCAGGAUCACAACUACAGCAGCGCGCCCCUCCAGCGCUGCUCGUCCCGCUCCAGCUCCUCCUCCCUCUCCUCCCUGGAGGACGGGGGGCGGGUGCCCCCCCAGGCCCGGCGGGCCGGCAGCGAGGGCUUCCACAGCGACUCCGACUCCGACCUCGGGGAGGAGCGGGGGCGCCGGGGCCGCCCGGGCCCGCCCCGCCACCCCGCCGCCGCCGCCAGCGGGCCCCCGGGGAAGAAGGCGCGGCGCGAGGCCAAGCAGGAGGUGGACGAGGAGCUGAAGGAGGCGGCCGGCUCCCUCCUGCACCUGGCCGGCAUCCGCACCUGUCUGGAGCUCUCCAAACACAAUGCCAAGAGCAGAAAACUCAGCAGGAAAUGAGCAGCCCUGGAACCCCCGGCUCUCCCCCGGACCCCUGACCUCUGAGCCCUAACCUUGUGAUCUGGUGCCUCCUCCUGUUCUUCUGUUUAGUGAAUCAUCAUUUUCUCUUUUUUUGGGUUUGUUCUUUUUUUCCCCCAAGAUUUAUUUUCAAACACGGGAAUAUCCCUCCCCCACACACAUGGCAAUAUUAUCAUUCACACAGGAGAACAAAGCCAUAUUGAGACUUUUGCUACUGGGGAAAAAAAGAAAACUACACAAAACGAACUGCCAACUUCAAUUGGUUUUUCAUCUCGGUGCGAUUCAAAGAUUUUUUUUUUUGUAUUCAAAAGAAAAAAAGAAAAAAAUAACCUGUAAGACUUUCAUUAAAUAGAACAGUUGCAUGCUUCCUGCCCAUACACGUGUGUCCACUUCCAGGUGAAAAUAUUUCUACAGAGAAUGAGUGCAUGUCUGUAACAUACAAACCUAACCCACUGCCGUAGGCUUAGUUCAGUUUCCUCUACCAUGCUGAAAAAAAAGUGAAAAAAAAAAGUUACCACUGUUUUUUGGAUGAAGACCACGGUCUUGAAAUACCAUACAAAGAGAAAUGCAAUAAUUAUUCCAAAACCUUUCUUUUUUUUUUUUUUUUUUUUUUUUUUUGGGCGAUGGCUGUGUAUAUUUUUCCCAGCUGGGAUGCUACUGUUGGAACCAUGCGUUGGAACGUGGGGGACGAUGUUAGGAGCAUUUUGAUUGGUGGAUGAGGACCUAGGAGGCGCGAAUUAGACGUGCAGUGGUGGGGUGCUCCGCCCUCAUCCUCAGAGAGGUGAACACCCACAUCCCUUCCGUGGCAGGAGAACAUCAGGGUACUGCCACUACGAGGAGCAGAGUGGGCCUGGACAAAUCGAUGGGGUGGGGCAACUGCUCCGCCAGUAAAAAAAAAAAAAAAAAAGAACCCUACCCCCCCAUCCAGGAGCAUCCCCUCCUGGGAACCGACCUGCUCUUUGUCCCACUCCCCCCUCUUCCUCCUCUUCUUCCUGUAGUCGUCGUCAUCAUCACUGUUGUUUUGAUUCAUUUCCUCUGUUUUCGUGUGCAAACUGAAACCGGGAUUUGCAGCAGGCUUUUAUUUGGGUUUCUGUUCCGAUCCUAUGCAAGGUGCAGCACAGCGGUGGUGGUGGUGGGUGUGGUGGCUCUUUCGUGUCCAAACACUGCAUGCGUGAGUAACCUUUGUGACCCCCAAACCCCCCCCCCAUGGUGCAUGUGUGAGGUCACGCCUGUGAUUCUGGCGUCUGUUUGGGUGCGUGAGCUGGGUACCGCCGGUCUGUCGAAUAGGAAGCAGAGAGAACCGGUCAGGCAGGAAGCAGGGCAAGAGGAAGGGCGAGAGUCGAAGAGCAGCAGAUGGAGACGCUGAAACGGGCCGCGACCGAGCAUGCGCGUUGCCCCGGCUGCCGAUAACGAGGCCGUGCGCUGUCUGAACACCGAGGGGAAGUUUGCGGUCUGGAAUAUCAGGAAACCUCAAACGGAAAAAAAACUGCUGUUUUAGUGUUCCGCUGAGCUGAGAAACCGGCGUGCAUUUGUUAGCAGAGGAGAAAAAAAAUAUGCAAAUAUUCAGAAUGGCUGCUGGGCGUCUGCUCUUUUCCUAGGGAAAUUAGACAUGAGAAGGAGUGGUCCUCCGCACAUUGUUCAUCGUGCCAUUUUCCUCUUAAUAUCGCCACUCGCUGCUCCACUCUUAAUCUUACAGUCCUCUGUAGUACAGCUAGCGUGUGGUAAUAUUCACAUGUAAAAAUGUUAGAAAAUAGAACUGUGGAGCUGAUCCAGCACAAACUACAUUUAAAGGGGCGAGUGUAGUAGAGCCAGACAGAUGAGCAGCACUUCCCUAUCUAGAAGUCUUUCGUCAGAGCUCGUCAGCUGACCUUGCUGAUUGUGUCCCUGUGGCCUGUGGCCAUUUCCCAUGUUUUGGAGGAAACGAGAGCAGCAGAGGAAAGAAAAAAAAAAAAAAACAGAAAUGGGGAAAAAAUGCGUGACAUGUAGCGAGCGGGCUGGAGAACAAUGUGUUCAUCAACAGCCCGUGGUUUACUGUCCGCGGAACGCAGCGUGAAUUGGAGGAAGUCACAGAGCUGGUGGGGACAUUGUGGAUAGGAGAGCC